GUCAGCAAUACAGAGACGAGUGCAGAGAGAGACACAGGGACAGAGAGACAAGGUGUGAAGAGACAGGGCAAGAGAGACAUACAAGGAAGAGUUUGAAUUUGAAUUUUCAGGGGGAAAACAUAAGAGAGAGAGAGAGGAAGAGAGAGUGAAACACACACACACACUGAGGGGUGUGUCUGAGCAAUUUAGUUCCUCAAGGAAGUACAACUCAACAUUAUCUUAAGACAGAGCGGCAGCGCUGACACAGGCGCUGCAGGAGGGCUGUUUGUUCUGGUUCUGCUGCUCGUGGUGAUCAUGAAGGGAAGUCAUUAAAUCAAGCGGCCGGUGCUGUGAGACACAGAGCAAAAGGGACGCACACACCAGGAGGGAGGGGGACGCAGCACACACACACACACACACAGGGAACCAUGGACUCCUUCAGCUCCAAGGACAUGGCCUUGAGGGCGCAGAAGAAGAUCCUCAGCUCCAUGGCUGGAAAAGCCUCCAUCCAGAUGUUCAUCGACGACACCACCAGCGAGAUCCUGGACGAACUGUACCGCAUCUCCAAAGAGUACUCGGGGUGCAAAGCCGAGGCCCAGAAAGUGAUCAAAGACCUGGUAAAGAUCGCCGUGAAGAUCGGCGUGCUGUUCAGGAACAACCGGUUCACCACGGAGGAGCUGAGCGUGGCCACAGACUUUAAGAGAAAGCUGCACCAGGGGGCCAUGACGGCCAUCAGCUUCUACGAGGUGGACUUCACCUUCGAUAAAGCCGUGAUGGCGGAGCUCCUGACCAGCUGCAGGGAUCUGCUGCUGAAGCUGGUCAACACCCACCUCACCCCGAAAUCCCACGGGCGCAUCAACCACGUCUUCAACCAUUACUCUGACCCCGAGCUCCUGACCAAACUGUACGACCCCAGCGGCCCCUUCAGACCCAACCUCACCAAGAUCUGCAAAGGACUCGACAAACUGAUGGAGGACGGGACAAUAUGACGCAGAGACAUUCAAAGGUCGCACAGACACUGGGAGAUCAACAGGCGGACUGUUGGACAACACGGGUGUCACUGCUGCUGAGGACAGUGGCGUGAGACAAGUGAUCCGAGAACUAAACUGUUGCCACAUCUUUCUCAAAGAACAAAUAAAGUUGGUUUGCAUUCUUUAAGUUUCUCAUGUUUAGAUGUGAUAUAAAUAUAUAUACUGUACCAUUGUGAUAUAUUCUUGUCUACUCAGACAAAGCUCGAGGAACUUGAACAUAAACUGGUUUUUACCA
This is a messenger RNA of Plectropomus leopardus (leopard coralgrouper), 1245 nucleotides long. RefSeq names its product tumor necrosis factor, alpha-induced protein 8-like 2b (gene tnfaip8l2b). The record is from RefSeq and is a predicted model, not a curated record. Gene Ontology annotation, biological process: regulation of apoptotic process. Gene Ontology annotation, cellular component: cytoplasm. Lineage: Eukaryota; Metazoa; Chordata; Actinopteri; Perciformes; Serranidae.